AUGCCCCGUGGACACAAAAGCAAGCUUCGUGCUCGAGCAAAACGCGACCAGGCCCGAGGCCAUCGCCAAGCUGUCCAGGAUGCUCAGGAAACUGCAGCAAAGGAAGAUUCUCCUUCUUGCUCCUCUCCCAUUGCUGCGGGAGAUGCUGCUGCGGGAGAUGCUGCUGGCCUUCCCCAGGAGUCUCCAGGAGUACCACCCACCAGCACUGGUGCUGCUGCUUCUGCUCCUGCUUCUGUUUCAAGCAAAAGAUCAGACAAGGGUCCCAAGAAAAGAGGACAAGCAAAGGAAGCGGCUGCUUCCUCCAAUGUCCGACCCUAUGGUGCGAUCUUAACUAAAGAUAUUCUGGUGAAGAAGGCAGAUGUAGUGAUGAAGUACUUGAUGUACAAAUAUAAAAUGAAGGAGCCCAUUCUGAAAUGGGAAAUGCUGAAGAUUAUCCACAAAAGGUUCAGAGAACAAUUCCCUGAGAUCAUCCAGAUAGCCUCUGGGCGCAUGGAGCUGAUCUUUGGCCUGGAGUUGAAGGAACUCAACCCAGGUAGUGGUUCCUACAGUCUUACAACCGUGUUGGAUCUCCCCACUGAUAAGAGCCAGGCAAAUGACUUUCCCAGAACGGGGCUUAUAAUGUCUCUCCUUGGCAUCAUCUUUUUGCAUGACUACUCUGCUCCUGAGAAAGAUGUCUGGGAAUUCCUGUCCAUGUUUGGGAUCACUGACAAGAAGAAGCAUUUCAUCUUUGGAGAUGUCAGGAAGCUCAUCACUAAAGAUCUGGUUCAGGAAAAGUAUGUGGAGUACAACCAGGUUCCUGGCAGUGAUCCUGCAUGCUAUCAAUUCCAGUGGGGUCCCAGAGCCUAUGCUGAAACCAGCAAGAUGAAAGUCCUGGAGUUUUUGGCCAAGGUCACUUGUUCUGAGGUUCGUGACUAUCCGUGUUGUUAUGCAGAGGCAUUGAAAGAUGAGAAAGAGAGAGCCCAAGCCAAAUCUGCAGCCAUGUCUGAAGCUAAGGCUCAAGCCCGUCCAAGAUCCAAGGCCAGCUCCAGCCUCUCCACAACCUAA
Molecule: messenger RNA, 1044 nt
Organism: Octodon degus (degu)
Lineage: Eukaryota; Metazoa; Chordata; Mammalia; Rodentia; Octodontidae
Product: melanoma-associated antigen B2-like
Exons: 1
Coding region: 1-1044 (347 amino acids)
Biological process (GO): negative regulation of transcription by RNA polymerase II
Cellular component (GO): nucleus
Source: RefSeq, a predicted model, not a curated record